UCUUUCAACAGUUUUAAGUUUUAACUACCACAUUUUGGCGCCAAUACUUAAGUGUCUUGCUUCAAUGGAGAACUAUGGAAGAGGUAGAGGGGGGAGAGGUGGAGGAAGGAACUCUGGAGGUGGAGGGAGAUGGAGAGGACAAAACCGUGAUCAGCAUUACGGUGACAGUUCAAAUCCUUCGAACUACCAGAGUUUCCAGGGUCAGCAGAGGGGAUAUCGACCAGUUUCCGGCCAGGAUUGGAGUUUCAGGCAAGGACCCGCUGCGUAUCAGGGUCAGUCCGGCGAACCCAGAAGGCCAAUUUCAGGCAAUGAUCGGGCUUUAAGGCAAGGACCCAGUUUGAAUCAGGGUCAAUUUGCAGAACCCACUAGGCCGGCUUCGGCUUGGGUGGGUUUACCAUGGGGCAGUAGUAGAGGAGGUCGCAGUGGAGGUGGUGGCUCCAAUGGUUCUAAUGGUUCUGGACGUGGUGGAGGCGCAUGGAAGGCCGAUUAUGUUCCUGGUGGUUCUAUGAGCUCUGGCUCUGCCUCUGCCUCUGCCUCUGCCUCUGCCUCUGAUCCACCAAUUUUGGAGUUACGAGCUCUUGAGAUUUCAUGUCCGAUAGCACCAUCACCACCUCUGGAAUCAGGGAAUAUUGUCCCCAUUAGACGACCUGAUAAUGGUGGAACAUCUUGUAUCCGAGAGGUUCACCUUCUUGUUAAUCAUUUCUCCAUCAAGUUCAAUCAACAUAUGACUUUGCUGCAAUACAGCAUUGAUGUUGAGCCAGAGAUGCCUCCCAAGCAUGGUGGACCUUCUCGAGUUUCAAAUUCGGAAAUUCGUUUCGUAAUGAACAAAAUAUUCUCUGAUAAACCAAAUGAGUUUCCUCGAUCCAUGAUUGCUUAUGAUGGGGGGAAGAUCAUCGUAAGUGCAGUGAAACUACCCAUUGGAAAGUAUAAGGUGGAUGUGCCAAAGGGUGAGACUGUCAAGUCAUAUAAAUUCACUAUACAGUUAGUGAAGAAGCUAGAGCUUGGAAACUUGAUGGCCUACUUAAAUGGAGCACUCCCACGUAUCCCCCGUGAAAUCUUACAGGGCCUGGACCUUGUCAUGAAAGAGAACGCAAAGAAGCAUCGUCUUCAAGUUCGCCAGGGCUUCUACUCCAAGAGUUACCAAAGGAAUGAUGAUCUUGGUUGUGGUGUUGUUGCUAGCAGGGGCUUUCAGCAGAACUUGAAGCUCACUUCCCAGGGGCCAGCUGUAUGUGUGGAUUACUCUGUUCAACCAUUUCGGAAGCCAGUUGCAGUUCUAGAAUUCCUCCAACAGCGCAUGGCUGGGUUCCGUACUGAUCGUAUUGAUAACCAGUUGAGGCGUGAUGCUAAGAGGGAAUUGAAAGGUUUGAAAGUGACAGUGACUCACAGGGAAACAAAGCAAACCUUUAUAAUCAAAGGAUUAACAGGUCCAACGGCAAACGAUCUGACUUUCUCACUCGAGGACCGAGAUGGCAUCAAUCCACCUCAGGAGGUUCGACUACUGGACUAUUUCAGAAACAAAUACAACAAGGAGAUCAAAUUCAAAAAUCUACCUUGCUUGGAUUUGGGAAAGAAUAUUCAUUCAAAUGCUGUACCUAUGGAGUUCUGUGUGUUGGUAGAGGGGCAGAUAUAUCCAAAGGAUCAACUGGGCAAGAAUCUUGCAGCAAAAUUGAAGGACAUAUCCCUGCUGAAGCCUUGGGAAAGAAAGAAGAUUAUAUAUGACAUGGUUCGAGCAAGAGAUGGGCCUCUUGGAGGAGAAACAAUUCACAACUUUGAAAUUGAAGCCAGCACAGAGAUGACACAAGUGAUUGGUCGUGUAAUCAGAGCACCUGAUCUGAAACUUGGUGAUACCGGUGGGAGGGCACGAAGAUUCACUCAAAACAGGGAAGAUUGCCAGUGGAACCUUCUUGACAGAACUGUCUUGGGUGGCAAAAGCAUUGACAGGUGGGCGGUCCUUGACUUCUCUUCACAUGAUCAAAGGUUCAAGCAGAACUCUUUGGUCUAUGAUGAGUUUGUACAACAAUUAAUGAUGCGGUGCAGAAAACUCGGGAUAGGCAUGAAGACUCCACUCUUCCAUGAGUUUUCUGAUAUGCGUGAGCUCUCUGAUACUGAGAUGCUUCGUAAGCGCCUUAAUAAUGUCUAUGAUAAGGCACAUCACCAGUUGCAGCUUCUUGUUUGUCCAAUGAUAGACAGAAAUUCAGGUUAUAAUGCUCUCAAGUGGAUUUGUGAGACAGAGAUUGGCAUCAUGACACAAUGUUGUUUGAGCAACAACUACAACAUGAGUAAAGACAAGCACCUACCUACUGAGAAAAAGGAGAAAAAAUUGGACCAGUACCUGGCAAACCUUGCCCUCAAGAUCAAUGCAAAGCUUGGAGGCAGCAACUUUGAGCUCUUUGACCGUCUUCCCCAUCUUGAAGGUCAUGAACAUGUGAUGUUCAUUGGAGCUGAUGUCAAUCAUCCAAGUCCUGGAAAUGCAUCAAGCCCGUCUGUUGCAGCUGUUGUUGGGACUGUAAAUUGGCCUGCUGCAAACAACUAUGUUGCCCAGUAUCGUCUUCAACAGCAUCGAACUGAGAAGAUCAAAGAAUUUGGGGAGAUGUGUUUGGAGCUAAUCAAGAAAUAUGCCGAGCUCAACAAAGUCAAGCCAAAGAAAGUCAUAGUGUUCCGUGAUGGGGUCAGCGAUAGCCAGUUUGAUAUGGUUUUGAAUGAAGAAUUAAUGGAUCUCAAGAGGGCAAUUCAAUGUGACGGGUAUUCCCCAACCAUCACACUUGUGACUGCACAGAAACGGCACCAAACUCGUCUCUUCCCCAUGGAUGACAAUCAAGGAGCCCGUGGUGGUAAUGUUUUCCCAGGGACGGUUGUGGAUACAACCAUUGUGCACCCUUGGGAAGAUGACUUCUACCUUUGUAGCCACUAUGGGCUGUUAGGAACAAGCAAGCCAACUCAUUACUAUUGCCUUUGGGAUGAGCACAAGUUCACUUCAGAUGAGUUGCAGCAGAUGAUAAACAACCUAUGCUACACCUUUGCUCGAUCCACAAAACCUGUCUCAUUGGUUCCACCUGCUUAUUAUGCUGAUAUUCUGGCAUUUAGGGUGCGACAGUACUAUGUAGCCUGGGAGGCUGAUUCUGUUACUUCAUCAUCUUCAUGUUCAUCAUCAUCUUUUUCACCGCAAUUUGAUCAAAAGGUCUUCAAGUUGCACAGUGACCUGGAGAACGUCAUGUUCUUCUGCUAAAGGUCUACGAAUGGACGCAGUCCACAGGUAAUCAGGUUCAAUCUCCUUGUCUAUAUGGCCAUGCAUAGUUGAGGAGUUUGUGCGUGAAUCUAAGAGUUCUGGUUUGAAUCACUGGGGUUCCAGUUUACAGUAAUGUUACUUUCUUUCCUUCAGAUGGUUUAAUAAGCUAAAAACAUCAAGUCUUCAGGGUUCAGUAUUCAAGGUGAGAGUGUAAUAGUUAGGAGUGGAAGUUUCUGUUGUGUGAACUGAGACUUCCAUCUUUUUUUUAUUUUUUCCUCAGUGGUUGUGGUGUUUGCUUUGAGUUUGGUGGUUUACAAGUUUGUGUAAUCCAACAGGUUCUGGUUAUGAUAUAUGAAUAAUAUGAUGCUUGCUUUGUUUGUUUGUUUUA
Molecule: messenger RNA, 3614 nt
Organism: Macadamia integrifolia
Lineage: Eukaryota; Viridiplantae; Streptophyta; Magnoliopsida; Proteales; Proteaceae
Product: protein argonaute 2-like
Exons: 3
Coding region: 65-3226 (1053 amino acids)
Biological process (GO): regulatory ncRNA-mediated post-transcriptional gene silencing
Cellular component (GO): cytoplasm
Molecular function (GO): RNA binding; protein binding
Source: RefSeq, a predicted model, not a curated record